GCGCGCGCGCCGGAGGAAAUAUAGUCCCUGCCGGCGGGCGGCGGGCGCGCGCGGCGGGGCGGCGCGGGGCUCCGGGCGCCGGGGGGCCAUGCGCGGGGCCGCGCCGGCAGCCGGGGGACCUGGCGCAACUUGCCGGGCGGCCUGAGGAGUUGAGGCGGCCGCGGGCUCGGCGCCCGGCUGCCUUUCUUCCCCCUCGCCGGCUCGCCCCCUCCCUUCUGGCCGUGGGGGAGGGGGCUCGCGCUCCCCCUCCCCGGAGGCCGGGUCCGCCCCCGGCCGCUCCCGUCCCCCGCGGAGCGCACAACUUCCCCGGAGCCGGGGGCAAAGUGGGCGCAAAGUGCUGCCCAAGUUGCCGGGAUGGAGCUGCAGAGCCGGCCCGAGGCGCUCGCCGUGGAACUCGCGCGCCACCAGCUUGGACCGCUCGGGGCGCCGCCGCCGGUGGCCUGGCCCCCGCCCGCCCUCCGAGCGGCCCCGAUGAGGCGGCAGCCACAGAACGGCGACCUCAAGAAGCAGCUCCACGAGAGGCAGCCGCGGAUCGCAGCGCUUAGCGACAAACAAGCCUUGGGAGCCCUCACCGCGGUCGCCGCCGCAGGUCCUCAGGUCAGCUCCUUGCAGAGGUUGGCCGGGCAAGGAGCAACAGUGCUACCUCAGGUUAGGCCAAAGACGCUAAUUCCCGAUAGCCUUCCCAUCACCCCGGGCCGGGACCGGCCCCCCAAGCAGCCCCCGACGUUCCAGAAGGCCACCGUGGUCAGUAUCAAGAACCCCAGCCCGGCCCUCCCCACCGCCAACAACACUGUCAGCCAUGUGCCAACGCCCAGCAGCCAGCCCCAGGCCCUCGCCGAGCCCGCCACCCUCACCUCUCCUCUGAGCAGUGCUGGGGUGGCCUACGCCAUCAUCUCCACCUCCCCCAGCAAUGCUGCCGCCAUCACCCCCAGCACCCCCGUGUCCAUGGUCAGCGACAGCCUCAAGGUCCAGCCCCUCCUCAUCAGUGCCAACAACAAGGUCAUCAUCAUUCAGCCUCAAGUGCAGGCGCAGCCCGGAAGCACGGUGGAGACGCGGCCGCCCACAGAGGAGCCAUCUCAGGGAGCACAGGCCACCAAAAAGCAGAAGGAAGACAGGCCCCCGGGCCAGGAGAACCCCGAGAAAAUUGCCUUCAUGGUAGCGCUGGGCCUGGUGACAACAGAACACUUGGAAGAAAUCCAGAGCAAGCGCCAAGAGCGGAAGAGAAGAAGCACAGCCAACCCUGCCUACAGCGGCCUCCUGGAGACCGAGAGGAAGCGGCUGGCAUCCAACUAUCUCAACAACCCGCUGUUCCUCACGGCAAGAGCCAAUGAGGACCCCUGCUGGAAGAAUGAGAUGAGCCAUAAUGAGCACUGUGCAGCCUGCAAGCGCGGGGCCGACCUGCAGCCCUGCGGCACGUGCCCGGGGGCGUACCACCUCGGCUGCCUGAACCCACCCCUCAAGACGGCGCCCAAGGGCGUGUGGGUGUGCCCCAAGUGCCAGCAGAAGGCCUUAAAGAAGGAUGAGGGUGUGCCCUGGACCGGGAUGCUGGCUGUCAUGCACUCCUAUGUCACCCACAAGACAGUCAAGGAAGAGGAGAAGCAGAAGCUGCUGCAGAGGGGCAGCGAGCUGCAGAGCGAGCACCAGCAGCUGGAGGAGAGGGACCGGCGCCUGGCCUCAGCCGUGAAGAAAUGCCUGGAACUCAAGACGAGCCUGCUGGCCCGGCAGAGGGGCACCCAGUCGUCCCUGGACCGCCUCCGCACCCUCCUGAGGCUGGUGCAGGGCGAGCAGGUGCUCCAGGUCACCAUGACGGCCACCAGUCCCUCCCCACUGCUAGCCACACCCUGGACCAAGCCGCCGGCCACCACAGCCAUGCACCCCACCCUCCAGCACACCCAGGGGCACAACUGACCCCCCAGCGACCUGUCUUCCCACCAGGGAGAGUUACUGGGACCUGCUCACACAACCUGGGGGUGCUGCUGGCCUUAAUUCAUAAACACUAUGAAUUUCAGACAAAAAUAUAAGCAGAGAGAGAAAAAAGAAGGGAGAGCGAGCUGGGUCAGAGUCCUAGAGCUGGGGCAGCGGGUGGUGGCGGAGUCCAGAUGGGGCCCCCGGAGCCAAGUGGAGAGUGACGGCCCCAGGUGUGUGGCCAGUUUCUGACUGCCACGGGGCUGCCACAGCCCCCCACAGCCUCCUGCUGCCUCCAGAGGAGGGGGCGGGAGACGGAGCAGGUGCCCCCCACAGAGACAUAGCUGAGUAGUAGAGGUAGUUGGGUCUCAAGCAGCUGGGGCGGAUGAUCAGUAGGACCCCUGGGUAGGACACGAUGCCCCCUCAGGGCCACGUGCUCACGGAGGACCCCCUGGUGCUCACGACAGGCCCACCAAAGGGCACCCCGGGCCCCCUUCUGUCAGUAUUAUUAGGGUUAAGAAUUGCAGCAUUAAACUUGAAAGAGUCCCGGAGGUGCGUUCCUGAGGAGUCGCCGCCGUAUUUCCCUGCCGAGGCCCGGGCCCUGCCCCGCGUCCUUGCAGCUUGCUCUCGCUCCUUGCCUCCUUCCCGUUGCAGACCUUUUGGACUCAUUGUUGCUAUCGAUGUAUUUUUCUCAUGGAGUUUUCGGGCAAACAUGGAGCUGAAACCGUGCAGGGGAGGCCCUUGGCAGGUUUUCUAUUUUGGGUUGACUCAUUCAUCUUCUGACCGAAGCCUUUUAUUUUCUCCUUUGGAAGAGCUGAUAAGUAUUCCACUCUUUUCUUGCCAGUACAGACACUAUGCCAAAAAAUAACUUUACGUUUUUAUAUGGUGUUUUUACUGUAAGAUAUUUAAUGUGAAAGGGGCGGGGGCACCUGCUGGCUUUUUUCCUGCUUAUAGAAAUACCUGCUUCAAGGUAUAAAUGGGGAAACCUCCUUUCCGGGAGGCUGGUCGAUUUAGGGAGACCCAGAGGGUUUUUUAAGAACCAGGGUGGGAGGGUUUGGAGAAGGGGUGACCGCCUCGGUAGAGUUUGGCCUUUGGGGGCUCUGAGCCCCUCUCCUUGCUGACCCUUUGAGUUAGCUGAGAGCCUGAGGGUCCCCGCACGCCGGCUUUCAGGGGCUCGUGCUGGGCCUGUCCUGCCACCAGCUUCUCGAGUUCCAAGGAACUUAGCACAACGGGACAGCGCCCAGGAGCCCCCAGCUCCCGCCCCUGGGCAUAUCACAAGGUGCCAAAUCGCAUUGAACACGCGUGUGCGCUUGCGGCCACAGACCCACACGCAUCCAGACACAGGUGCAGAGCAUGGAGGCCAGCCGAGUCCCUCCUGUCGUCCUCACUCUUCCGGGAGAAACUGUGCUGUACGAUACAGAUCUAUUUUAAUACACUCAACACGGGGUUGAACAAGAUUUUUAUAUUCUUUUAUUGAUGAACAAAAUGAACUGUGUGAGACGUGUCUUCUAUAUUGGUUACUCUCUUUGCCGACGAUGCGUUGCUGCGUGGCUCGCGAUGUCUUCGAAUUCCUUUUUCGUUUGUCGGUGUUCUUCUCGGAUGGAUCAAAUUGCUUUUUUUAACAUAUUGGGAAGCUGUGAAAGGUUGGAUCCAGGAGGGGUAGCUGCAACGUGUCCCGAGAGUUAGCUUUUUGGACCAAGGAAGACCAUCCAGUGGGUAGUGAGGAUAGAGAAAGUGUUUGUCCUGAAUAUGCCGAUGUAGUUUUCCUUCUGUACGAUGCAUUAAAUGCGAUGGAUGAUUUCAGA
Molecule: messenger RNA, 3710 nt
Organism: Choloepus didactylus (southern two-toed sloth)
Lineage: Eukaryota; Metazoa; Chordata; Mammalia; Pilosa; Megalonychidae
Gene: PHF21B
Product: PHD finger protein 21B
Exons: 14
Coding region: 355-1908 (517 amino acids)
Source: RefSeq, a predicted model, not a curated record